GGAGUUUUUUGGGAUUGAUUAGUAACUUUUGCAUCUUUUUACUGGUUUAUGAUAAGUAAAACUUCAGCAUGAGUGAAGAAUCAGAGGAAUUACUACUAUUUCGAACUGCUUGGCAACAAGAACUUGAAAGUUCCAAACAGUUGAAGUCUGACACUCCAAAAGUGAACUUCACUGAUCGUGACGAUAUAAACGAAGAUUUACUGCUGUCAACAGUUAGUUUUAACAAGUUAACGAAGGACAAGGGAAAGCCCGAAMAAAACCUCAAAUCAUCAAAAGAAAUCGUACUAAUAAAUCUACCAAAUCCUGCAGCACAUCAAACUUUUCAUAUCAGCAAAACAUCAAAGAAACGAAGACUUGAYCAUAAAAACAACGAAGAAAAUCUUCUUGAGCAGCUUAUUUCUGAUAUAGAUGAAAUAACCGUGAUUCCCUUCUUUGAUAUACAGUUACCAAGAGAGAUUGGUCUCAAGAUAUUUCAAUUUCUUGACAUCAAGGACUUGUGUMAUUGUGCUAUAGUGAGCAAGUCAUGGAGAAACCUAGCAGAAGAUGAAAUAUUAUGGUUUAAGUUUGCYRCUAGCUUGGGUUUUGAAGCUAAUAAUUGCAUAGUUUCUGAAAAAACAGAUUGGAAAGGUCAUAUCCACAAAAGGAUAACUGAGCAAAGGCAGUURCAGUCCAGAUGGAGAGAGAGAGUCUGCAAAGUUGAUGUUAUGGASUAUGAAAGAGGUGGAAUCUUGUGUACUGCCUCUAAAUCCCAUGAUCAAGUCUUUGCAGGGUACUCAUCUGGUGCAUUGCUCUUAUGGAAUAUAAAAGAAGUAACUUAUAAACAUUUUGAAAGUGAGCCUUUUAAUACACAACAAGAGAUUAUGCCAACAUGCUCUGCUGUUAAAGACACAAUUUGUGCUGCAGGGUAUAGUAAUGGAGAUAUCAAUAUUUGGCAUACAACUCUACCAACAUCUCCACUCUAUCAUUGUCAACUUGAAGGACCAGUGAAAUCCAUUGUAUUGUCAACAAGCACAGUYCCUGUAGCUGUCAGUAUYUCUGAUAAUGACUUGAGAAUUGAUGUCACUGAUGAUAAUGGCCACUGGUUUAGUUUGAAACAGAGAAACUUUGAAAGUAGAAUCAAAGAUGUAACCAUGAUAUCAGAAUCAAACMACGUUGCCAUAACUACUCGUGAUACUCUGUAUCUGCAUGGUACAUGCCCSGGUGAUGACAUCACCACUAUAGAUCACGUGGUUGGUGGUAAGAUGACAUGUAUGGAUUGUAAGAAAGAUUUAAUUGCUGUCGGCGUAGGGCCUUAUGGAUAUGGUAUCCUUGGUAACACGGUUCGAACCUAUCUUCCAGACUCGGGACGACUUUCUUCAGUUUUGUCGGGUCAUUACCACGAAGUCACGUGUCUAAAUGUUCAGGACUCUCCCCCAGCCCAYCUCAUCACAGGGAGUUUUGACAGGCGUGUUCGUAUKUAUGAUCUGCGUAGUGAGAACAUCGUUUUAAAUCUUCAUGGACAUGAGGACUUCGUAACUGCCGUUCAGAUGGACGACUUUAAGGUGGUCAGCGGUGCGCACAACGGAGAAGUGUGCGUCUGGGAUCAAAGAACUUCAGCAGUUUUAUGGCGCACGCAUGCGCGUCAUCCCGUUCGACUUUGCCGUUUUGACGGUGCUCGUUUGAUAACAGCAAAUAUUCCAAAUGACAGAACUCCAYGUUCAAAUCUCUGGUAUGCCGAUGAUUUGAUAUUUCAUCGCAGAAGUCGAGGAUCUUUGCGCUCGUUUGAUUUUUCCUCAGACAAUGUAACUCAAGGGGUACCGGGUAUUUGUUCUUCUGGUUAUGACGAUACAUCGGGAUAUAAUUAUAAUAUUGCCUUGGUGACGCCGUAUGAUGACAUAAAUGAAUAACCGUAUACCGGGGAUUUGUUCGACUGAUUAUGAUGAYACAUAGGGAAAUAAUUCUAGAUCUAAUUGAUAAUGGCUCAAAAAGGCUUGGGCCAGAUGAUGAACAUUUUAAAUCCCCAUAACGUACUGAUGUUUUAUUCAUCAGUUCUAUAUAAGAUAUAUGUAAAGAAAUCUCAGCCUGGUCGGAAAUUAAUUUUUCCGAAUCUCGUUCUCCCAUGUGGGAUCAAAAUGUUAGCGAAUGUACCACAAAAUGCACAUGCUUUGUAGAGGUUUAUGAUGCAUACUUACUGAUUUUCAUAUUUUUCACUUUUUUCUAUAAUUAUCAUACUAUCUUGCUGUUGGAGUUCUAGACGUUCUUUUAUCGGCUAUGUAGAUUCUCGCCUACUACAGUAGCUGUUCGAAUCUAUUCUAAUAACACGCACACAAAAUAAAAAUACGCACUCUCCGCUUUAUAAACAAGUUUGCUUUGGUGGUUAUACUUUAUGAUGACAUAAACAGUACCUAUUCCUAUCCCUUACUACCAGAAUGCACUGCGCAUUUCUUUGUUAUCCAGAUAUUGAAUAUAAAGUAAAUAUACAGUCAAUCCAAGUCAAUCCAUUAAUGUUGUUUACUUGUAAAAUGUAAAGACAACGACAAAUUCAUUUGCAUACAAAGGUUCUUUCAUAUUCGCAGGAAGAAUUGUACUUCUGAACUUUAGAUAAAUAGUACAUUCGAAAUAUUUUCGACAUURUACCAAAGACGUUUUGGGACUUUAUUAUGAUUGAAUAUUCUUACUUUAUUGUUAUCUUUUAAACUGAACAAUGUUAAUGGGAUUGACUAUUAUUUUUCAGCACGAAAGAUAGUUUGAAAAGCAUCCUGGUAUAUGUAGUAGUGACGUCAUCGUGCCUAUUCGGCCGCCAUUUUAUUAUGACUUCCAUAAUUUUGAAAGAAAGUGUUUGAUGCCAACACUUACCAACUAGAAAGUUCUAUUAUUUGUUAUAAAAGUAUAUAAUUAUCAGUAAUUAAGUCCGUGUUGAACAAACAGAUGCACUAGAGCAAUAAAAGUCAUUUUGCAGUACAA
Messenger RNA from Exaiptasia diaphana, 2943 nucleotides. Its product is annotated as F-box/WD repeat-containing protein 8. The transcript has 5 exons. Gene Ontology annotation, molecular function: protein binding. The coding region runs from base 69 to 1886 and encodes 605 amino acids. Lineage: Eukaryota; Metazoa; Cnidaria; Anthozoa; Actiniaria; Aiptasiidae. The record is from RefSeq and is a predicted model, not a curated record. Gene Ontology annotation, cellular component: preribosome, large subunit precursor.